AUGCCUUCCUGAGUCUCGGUUUUCUCAUCUGUAAAAUGGGGCUAAGAACAGCACCCACCCAGGGAGAAGCUGCUGCUCGGAAGGCUCCUGGCUACACGCGUUGGCCUCUGGGGGCGCCCAGACCCACGGCGGUGGUUCAGCUGGCGGAUCUGGCAGUCAUUCCUGGGGGCCCGUGGGUCUGCCUUGGGCGCGCAGGCCCAUGCAGGCUCCACAUGCGGCUGACUGGGUGCUUAACGGAUGCCCGAGUUAACACACGGAGGAAGGGGUGCGCCUGGGAGCCAGCAGAUCCCGGGUGACGGUGACAUGUUGGCCCAGGCUCCUGGCCCCCCAGCCACCCACCUCCUGUCAGGCUGCCCUUGGUUCCCGUUAGCAGGAACUUGGGCUCCCCGGCUGCAGCGAGCUGGCCCCCAAUGGCGGCCCGGAGUCCCUGGCUCUGGUGUUGAGGCCGGUCCCCCACAAAGGUACCGAGUCUUGCUCUGGGCCCUGCACGGGGGCCCCCUGAGAGGCCCCCGUGCCCAGAGUGCCCCUGCUUGACACACCAGCUGGACAUGUGACAACUCAGAAGGUGUCUCCCGUCCCUGGAAGCAUGACCGGCCAGAUUCUGAAAUCUGGUCUCUGGAAAAUUCCAAGGCCUGAUUCCAGCCCCAGGGAGCCCUGCUAAUCCCUCCCCAUUCCUUGUGUUAUGUAAUAUUUGGGGAUUAAUACUGUAGCAUCCAGAGGCAGCUGUCUGGAUUCGAAUCCAGCCCUGACCCUUCCCAGCGGCAGGCACCACCGCCUCCCCUGGCUUCAGUGUGCUCACCUGUGAAAUGGGGACAAGGCCAGUGCCUGUGUCCCAGGACUGAUGUAGGGAACAUGAGAGAGCACAAGGAAGGAGCCUGGAGCUGAGUCUGAGGUAUGGCUCCAGGAGGGUCCAAGAGUGCCCACCAGUCCUUUCCUUGGCUGCCCAGGGCGGGAGUCACACGCCCGCCUCUGCCCUUCGGUCCCCAGAUUCUGGUCCUUCUCGCGGCCUGAUGUCCUGCAUAUAUGAUACCCCCAACCCCCAGCUGUGCCCCUCCUGGGUCCCUGCACCAGGCCUCACUCCCUUCCCAAGCAGCCCCAGCCCUAGGGAUACCGGUCUUCUUUCUCUGCCCUCUGGAUCGGGCCAUGGCUCCCCGGUGCCACGAGAGCCCUGUCAGGCCCCCCACUCCCGCUCGCUUCUCCCUCAGAGGCCUCUGAGAGAGGGAGACAAUCUCUCUGACCUCAGUUUCCCACUCAGAGAAAUGGGCAGGUUGACACGUCACAGCUGGACGGGAGGUGCAGGACUGGAAGAGCAAGCCGGCCGAGCGCAUCGGGUGGGCGCGGGGCUGGCGCUGGGCGCGAGCUCCGCUGUCACUGAAGCUCCUGUCAGCCCGGUGUCCCCGCUCGCCCACGCCCGUCGCCCUCCCUCCCGGCACGCCUGCCCCCUCCAGCGCCUGGCCACGCCCCCAGUGUCGGGCUCCGCCCCGCCCCCUCAGCCAAUAAGACGCGCCCCAGCGGCGCGCGGCCCCCCGAGCCACUGCGCGGUGGUCCUGCGGAGGUUGCUCCAGGCGCCCGCCAGGCCCCCUGCGGGAUGGAACACGCGCCGCGCCGGCGGCGCAGUUGCCGCCCGCCGGUUUCCGCCUUCCUGCGCGACCCGAGCUCCGGGCGCGUCUACAGGCGCGGGAAGCUGAUCGGCAAGGGUGCCUUCAGCCGCUGCUACAAGCUGGUGGACAUGUCCACCGGUGCCGUGCUCGCCCUCAAGGUGGUGCCUCGUGCUGGGGGCGGGGCCGGGCGACUCCGCCCCCGCAGUAAGGUGGAACGGGAGAGCGCCCUGCACAGCCGCCUGGAACACCGCAACAUCGUAGCCCUCCACGGACACUUUGCUGACCGGGAGCACGUGUACAUGGUGCUGGAGUACUGCAGCCGCCAG
Molecule: messenger RNA, 1927 nt
Organism: Ailuropoda melanoleuca (giant panda)
Lineage: Eukaryota; Metazoa; Chordata; Mammalia; Carnivora; Ursidae
Product: inactive serine/threonine-protein kinase PLK5-like
Exons: 3
Biological process (GO): mitotic spindle organization; DNA damage response; protein phosphorylation
Cellular component (GO): kinetochore; centrosome; spindle pole
Molecular function (GO): ATP binding; protein kinase activity
Source: RefSeq, a predicted model, not a curated record